AUGAGAGCGGCAAAGCAGCUUGGGAAGAAGCUUCGAAGCUUCAAGCCUCAGCAUGCAACACGCAGCUCCAAAGAGGAUUCAGACAGCUCUGAUGACUCUCACUCAGCCGUGUUUGACACUCCUCGUGCCCCAACAACUGCGGAGCAAAUGAAAAGCCAAGUCGAGAAACUUCAGCAGCACGAUGCUGCAAGUGCAGCCAAGGUCUGCAUGGACAGUCUGAAAGAUAUCAGAAACGACAUGGAGCUGGAAGAGAGGUUUCGAGAGAGUAUCCAGAUGUGGAAGUCGUCUGUUCCUUCAGCUACUGAUUGUGCGGUGGCUGUGAUGAUUAAUGCCCCGCACGAUUUCAUCAUCGGUGACACCUUGAAAGUGACCUGCGCCGUCCGAUUUCUACUGGACGAGCACCGAGUACCAAGUGACGAAGACUGGCUUGGGCUUUACCCGGAUCUCUCCUCCAUUCGAAGGCUGCUCAAAGGCCAAGUUCUCAAGGACGUGGACCUGCGAUCUGUACCGGACCUCGGUCUGAUCGCCAAGAUCCCCAUGGCGCGGUCAAACCUGGCGGAGCUCUCAUUCCCCUCCGACGCCCUCCAUCAACCGGCACCUCCGGGAGUAUUCGAGGUGCGGUAUUACAUGAAAGGGAAUCCUGUUCCGUUCUCGGUGUCAAACCCGAUCUGCUCCAUGUGGCCUGAAGCCAAGCUCUCCUGUGAGACGGAACUUCUUCCUGGAAACGUUUUAAGAGUCGACUAUGAGGUGAAUUGCGUACACGACAGAGACGAUCAUUCGAUCGAGCUAUGGGCUCUGGAUUUGGCUCCUUGGCAAUCAUCGGAGCAUAAGGAAAUUUUUGAAGACGAUCUCGUCGGAUCGUUCGUCUCCUCCAUUCCUGUCCCAGCAGGGAGUCAGCGGGGGAAGGUUGUCUUCGACAACGACAACAUCAUUCCAGGGAGAUACUUCUAUGUCUACCGUCUGAACUCAGAGUUCAGCAACGACGAUCGAGGCCUGCUCAUCGCACGAAGCCCUCUCUGCCUGCUGAGAGUUUCACUUCCUGUCGAGAAGCACAGAGUCUCUGUUAGAGUGUUCCACAUCUACAUCGCGGCGAAUGCUGGGCCAGAAAUGGAGAAAGAGCGAACGCAGGAGAUGGACGAAGUUGUGUUGAGCAACAUCCGACAAGAAUGUGCGUAUGUGGGAUGGGAGGUGAAUGUCAUGGAUCUGCGAGCCUCCAUUCACGACGAUAGCGAUCCAAGGAACGGAGCAUUUGUCUGUCUUCUUGGUGAAAAGUACGGAGAUGUGCUCUCAGAGAUCCCAAGGGAGUCGUCAAGCUGUCUGCGAGAACGACCUUGGAUUCGCAAUAUCUGCAAUCCUGUCUUGUCCUCGUCCUCCAACACUAAGAUGGCUGCAAGCGUCCUGGAAGUCGAGUGCACGUAUGGGAGCAGCGACACCGACUUCCUGGAGCCGAUUCAUCGACGAGCCGUUCGAUCGGCUGCCAUGGAUAAUCUCAAGGGUCGGCUCGAAUCAGUCAAUGCUGGGAACCACGUUCGAAGAUACAAGAAUCCGAAAGAUCUCGGAAAGAUCGUAUUGAAGGACUUGAUCGAAACUUUCAAUCGUGUGCAUACGAGCGGUUCCAAGAGGAGAAUGGGCUCCAUCUUCCGCGCCUCCAAGAGAGGAAGCAUGCAAGAUCUCAACGGGAGCUUCUCCGCAGUGGAAACCAAUACACAGAAGAACGCGUCUAGGAGGAGGGAGAGUGUCGUUGCGAUCCUCAAGUCCCGGCUCCCCCUGGACUAUGCGCGGGGUUCGGUGUCGAUCGAGGAGGCCAGGAGCAUGCUCCAUCGCUUCAACGAUGACUUGAGGGAUUACGAUAUCGAGCUCUUUCUUUCUCACCAUGUAGACUCCAAGGGAGUGGCGGCUCAGCCCCGUUCGUCGCUCACCAUCCCAUAUGACGAAUUUUUGAUCGGUAUGCUCCUUCUACGUAGCGGAAAGCUCAAGUCCAGGGUACACUUUUCCACCUCAAGCAACAAUCACCCCAACGGUCAGAGCGAUGCUGAAGGCAGCAAGACAGAUUCAUCCCAGGAGGCUCAGGGAGGCGACGAUGAAUCACAAGUGAAACCUACCGACACCAAAGUUCAUGCAGCCGACGACGAGGAGGGUGAACUGGCUCUUCAGAAUGUGGAGGAAAAGUCGCUCGCUCUCAUGCAGAGCAUCCUUCUGGAAUGGAGCUCGGAGUUCGAGGGGGCGAUAGACAUGCUGUUCUUCCUGGCGCUGACCAGGGACGGCCUCCUGCAGACUGAACUGCGAGAUGUGAUGAGGAGGAUCAGCCCAAGUCUCCUUUCAGCAACUUUCUACAUCCCUCUUCGAGACGCCCUCAACUUGUUCUGCUUCGACGACCACGGAGUCAUCCGCUUCCGUCACUCUAUCGUGCGCCAGGGCGUCGAGAUGAUCAUCUUCAACUCUAUCAAGAACAUCCAACAAGCAACUCAGGUGGGCCGCACGCUCAGCCCAGCUGACGAUGACAACAUUAAGCUGCUUGUCCGCAUCUGCCGCGUGUUCCACGUGGAGGAGAUUCCAGAGGAGAUGCGGCCGGAUGAGAUCCUCGAGAUUUUGUCGACCAUCUUCCUCCAUGGCAGCAGCAACUUCAAGGCGGCCAGUCGCUCCAAUCCGCUUCCUCUCAAUCCAGUCGAGAAGCGGAAGCUUCAGUACCAGAACCUCGUCUCGGGGAUGGAGCUCGUGCACAAGUCACUCUGCUACUGCCUGCUGUCCUCUCAGGGCCAGGAGAAGAGUGAAACUCCCUGGAUGAUCUCCCGCAAGCCUUCGGCAGAUCGGGAGCCGUCGAGAGAGAACCUGGCAGCUCCGGCAGCUCCAGAGGUCCUGCCGAACCCACUCCUCCAUCUCAUCUCGCUCGCGGAGUUUCUGGACCAGCUUGAGAUCUCUCGCAGAAAGGUCGUCGAGCUUCCUUUCCUCCUCUAUCGCCUCAAGAUCUGGAAGAAGCUUCACGUCAUCCUUCAGUCGCUGCCCUACCUCGAGUACUUCAUCACAUUCCCUGCCCUCAGGCAAGACUACGGCAAAUAUUGGAGAGUGUGUACGGGGACAGGCCUGAGGAAGAUCUAUGAGGACGAGGAGUCAACGAGGAGCGAGGUUCACUCGAGCUCGCAUGACCAUCCUUUCUUCGGUAUCCAGGAGGACACCGUUCCUCCCACAUGUCAAGUGGACGACAUGAUCGAAGGCAUUCGCGACUCGUUCGAGAAGAUCUUCGGCCCUUCCUCAAAGUUUCAGUCAGGCGUGCGGGUGUUUGCGAGCGAGGAUGAGAAGAGAGAGCAGAAGACUAUCAUGAACAUUGCUUGUCAGAUAGGCAUCUUCCUUUGCGCUUGCGCUGCUCCUGUAAAGCAGGAAAAGCCUGUGGUGGUUGAACGACUCAUUAUCAAUGUGGUGGAGGCUAAAGGCCUUCCCAAGAUGGAUCUGGGCACAACAGGAACGGUGGACCCAUACGUCAUCGUCAAGUGUCAUGACAAGGAGUUCAGAACCAAAGUCAAGCGAGGAAACUACUCGCCCAUCUGGAACGAGUCCUUUACAUACAAGGGCAUCCGGCCCGAGCAUGCGGUCCGCUUCGAAGUCUGGGAUUGGGAUGCGGGCGAGGAGGACAACCACGACUUCAUCGGGGCUUUCGAGAUCCUGACGCAAGAUGUGAUCGAGGCUCUAGAGCAUCAGCUGGCGUUGGACGAGGAUGACGACGAAAUCGACGUGUGGUUCGACCUGCUGCCUUCGGAAGAGCAUGCACACGAUGUGAUGGAAGGAGGGAUGAAUGUGAUAGUCAAGGGCUCCGUCCGCCUGCAGUUUCGGCAUGAAGUGAUCGAAGACUACGAUGAAGACUUGGCCAUGGUGCCGCUUGCCCGGCAGAUCUGCGACGCCACCCAGUCCCUGGUGUCCAACGCCCUGCAGGUCAUCCUGGAGACGGAGAUCGAGAUGCCGACCGAUCUCAGCUCUGGUCCAAUACGAUUCCCUCAUGCCGCCAGCACCUGCGCGCUCUUGGCAGGUGACUGCCUCUUCGUCAUGAGGCAGUGUCUGGAGCUCCUCCUCCAAGUCCUUCGCCAUCAGAGGAAGGAGGUCGCGCUCGCCGCUCGUUUCGUGGAGAAGGCGAAGUCAGCAGCGAGGAAGCAACGCCGAGCACUUCAAGCAGCUAAGGAGAAGGCGAAGCUCAUGUCGAGCACGCCAGCUCACGUCCAGCAGAGACUUCGUGAGGAGGAGAACAACAAGAUCAGCCAGUUGAAGGCGAGUCAGGAGGGGGCGAGCGACACCGAGAAGUUUCUCCGGCAGAAGCUCAGCUCCAUGCAAACCAUCUACAACUGCAGCAAGAACGUCUGCAAGAUCGUCCUCAAGAAUGAAUUCGUGGAGGAGCAAAGCGGAAUCCUCAACUUCUUUUCUGCCGACGAGACGCCUCAGAACACAACGUCAGUCGAGCAGGCAGAGGAGGCGUUGGAGACUUUGGUAGAGAUGGAGAAUUUCAUUCAGGAGAGCUUGCAGGUCAUCGAAGAGAAGCAGGGAACCUGA
Molecule: messenger RNA, 4533 nt
Organism: Guillardia theta CCMP2712
Lineage: Eukaryota; Cryptophyceae; Pyrenomonadales; Geminigeraceae
Exons: 19
Coding region: 1-4533 (1510 amino acids)
Molecular function (GO): calcium ion binding
Source: RefSeq, a predicted model, not a curated record